AACCAAUUUUGCUAAAUUCUCGUGAAUCAAAGUAAGAAUAAGAUUGCAAAGGAGCAAGCGACUUGGGAGAUUCUAGUCAACCAGGGCUAGAAGAGAAGUUUCAGAUUUGGUUCCUAGCCUUCUGGGAUCACCUUACAGUGACAGCGGCUACAUUAAAAUUUGUGUCUAAAAUUGCCGGAAGCCCGAGGCUUAUCAAACCACCUCACGCUGUACCUAAAAAUCUAAAGUUUGUAGUUUCCAGUCAUUGCUUCAGUUUUCUCACCAACAAUAUUUCCAAGAAAUCUUUGGAAUUCUUGCCAAAUAUGAUGACCAAUUCCUCUGUUCGUUGCGCCUCGCCUUUGCAUCAUCACUCGCUCUCAUCUCGCUCCUCGCUUGCCUUCUUCAAUCGCUUCAUAUCGACGAAAUCUAUUCUCUCCGGCGAAACUAGGAACCUAAGACUCGUCACGGUUCGGUCGCAGACAUCCGGUUCGGAUCAUGGGUCGCCAGCCCAAAGAUCGGUUGGCUUCACAGAGUCUCCACCCUCAGUCGGGAUCCCCAACUCCUCCUCCUCUUUGAUUGAUUUUCUUACAUUGUGCAGACGGCUUAAGACCACAAAAAGGAAAGGAUGGGUCAAUCAUGGCAUAAGGGGUGCUGAAUCAAUUGCUGACCACAUGUAUCGCAUGGCUAUAAUGGCUUUGAUUGCUGCUGACCUGCCUGGAUUGAACAGAGAAAGAUGUAUUAAACUAGCACUAGUGCAUGAUAUUGCUGAAGCUAUUGUUGGAGAUAUAACACCAUCUGAUGGUGUGCCCAAGGAAGAAAAGAGCAGAAGGGAGCAGGCAGCUUUGAAUGAAAUGUGUGAAAUUCUUGGUGGAGGAAUGAGAGCUGAAGAGAUUAAAGAACUUUGGGCAGAGUAUGAACACAAUUCCUCUUUAGAGGCCAAUCUUGUUAAAGAUUUUGACAAAGUUGAAAUGAUUCUGCAAGCUUUGGAAUAUGAAAUUGAACAUGGGAAGGUGCUGGAUGAAUUUUUCAUUUCAACAGCAGGAAAGUUUCAGACCGAAAUAGGAAAAAGUUGGGCAGCUGAGAUCUUUUUUAGAAGAAAAUCUAUAUCGGCACAAAGGUUGAGGUGAUAAUUCCUUUUAGGUUAUGUAGUUUUGGAGUUUCGACUUGAUCUUUCUGUACUUGAUUUCUUUUGAGUUUGACCCUGUUUUCUAAUAAAUUAAAAUCCACCCCCUUCACCUUUUUCCCCCCCUAAUUUUAUGCUUUAUAAAUUAUUAACAAUUUCAAUGUUUUUGUUUUU
This is a messenger RNA of Prosopis cineraria, 1276 nucleotides long. RefSeq lists its product as uncharacterized. The coding region runs from base 303 to 1106 and encodes 267 amino acids. Gene Ontology annotation, cellular component: cytoplasm. Lineage: Eukaryota; Viridiplantae; Streptophyta; Magnoliopsida; Fabales; Fabaceae. The record is from RefSeq and is a predicted model, not a curated record. The transcript has 8 exons. Gene Ontology annotation, molecular function: 5'-deoxynucleotidase activity.